Molecule: messenger RNA, 964 nt
Organism: Boleophthalmus pectinirostris (great blue-spotted mudskipper)
Lineage: Eukaryota; Metazoa; Chordata; Actinopteri; Gobiiformes; Gobiidae
Gene: tspan33b
Product: tetraspanin 33b
Exons: 8
Coding region: 9-821 (270 amino acids)
Cellular component (GO): membrane
Source: RefSeq, a predicted model, not a curated record
UCGCCACCAUGGACAGAGAUUUAAACCUACAACGAGCUGAGACCUUCUCCUUUGUCAACCCCUGGAUCAGAUACUUCCUCUUCUUCUUCAGCUUCUUGUUCUGGGUUUUCUCGCUGUUGAUUAUUGCCAUUGGGGUGUAUGCAAAAAUCCAGAAAGCAACAGACACGGUUCGGGACACGUUCCUCAUUGACCCCGCUGUGAUCCUGAUCGUGGUGGGCGUCGUCAUGUUCUUCAUCACCUUCUGUGGCUGCAUCGGCGCACUCAGAGAGAACAUACGCCUCCUCAAGACCUUCUCUUUCAGUCUGACACUGGUCUUCGUCAUUCAGCUGGUGAUCGCCGUUCUUGGCUUCUUCUACUCAGAUCAGACCAGAGACGCUCUGGGCAAGUUUGUGAAGAAGGCCAUUGUGCACUAUCGAGAUGACCUGGAUCUGCAGAACCUGAUGGAUUACAUCCAAAAAGAGUUCAAAUGUUGUGGAUGGAACGAUUACACAGACUGGUCCUGGAACCUGUACUUCAACUGCACACACGAGAACCCCAGCUCAGAGAGAUGCGCUGUCCCAUAUUCCUGCUGCACGCCCGUACCCGGAGAGACUGUGAUCAACACCAUGUGCGGCUUCGGAGUCCAAACCCAGAAGUUCCUGGAGGCCAAUAAGUCCAUUUACCCCGUGGGCUGUGCAGACCGGGCCGUGCUGUGGAUGGAGACGCACUUGCUGCUGGUGGGAGCCCUCGCCCUGGGCCUGGCUCUGCCCCAGAUCGCUGGAAUAGUCCUGUCCCAGAUCCUCAUCUCGCAGAUCCAGGACGAGAUCAGCUCCGUGCUGUGACGGCCGCACAAGGACUCAGAGGACCAGAAAAAGGACAAAACAGGACGAAGAGGACGAAGAGGAGGAAGAGGAGGAAGAGGAGGUCCAGGACGGGCUUUGAUUUGGUUUGCACAUGGAUGGUAUUUUUACUUAAACAUAAGUUA